UUUCAUUACCGCACCAUGAACACAUCAAAGAAAAUGUCAGCCGCUACAGAACAAAAUAAUGGUGAUGUCGCCGUUGAGAAAGUUGCCGCCGAUGCCGUGGAUGCGGCAGCAGCCGUGAAGGAAGAUCUCAAAAAGCCUGCCGUCGACGAAAAAGUAGUGGCCGCCGACAAUGGUACAGCGUCCAAGGAAGAUGCCGAUGAGGAGGAUGCACCCGAUUCCGUCAAAGUAGCCGUCGCCCCCGUCAAGGAACAAGUGAAAGGAACAAAACGGCCUGCUGAAGCAAAACCCGCCGAUUCAAAGAAGUCCAAAAAAGAAAAGGCCCCUGCCGCUGACGCUGAUUCGGAUGAGGAUGAAGUUUUAGAAGAGAUCAUUGAGGGUGAUAGUGACAUUGAAAGUGAUGAAUACGAUAUCCCCUACGAUGGUGAAGAGGAAGAUCUCGAAUGUGACGACGAUGACGACGAUAACGAUGACGGCUCCGGCUCCGACGAUCAGGCGUAAUAAUAAUGUAGUAGUCAAAAACCAUUUAAAUUAAAUAUAAUAAAAAAAAAAAAUCAUAAAAAUGCAAGAAAACUUAAAAAACAGUAAAACAAACAAAAAAUGUAAUAACACAAAACCAACAAAAAUCGAUGAAAAAGGAAAGAAGUAUAUAAUUAUUAUGUUAAGAAAUACUUUUUAAUUUCUUAUUUUAUUUUAAUUGUAUUAUGUGUAAUUUUUUUUAUAAAAAAAUAAGAGAUACGAUGAUGAUGCUGAUGCUGAUCAACAAAAAAGGCAAAAAACCCACAAACUGCAUAAUUUUUUCCUUUACUCUUAAGUCUUACGUAUGUACGUAUAUUAUCAUUUAAAUAUAUAAAUAUAUUAUAUAUAUAAAUAUAUAUAAAACUUAAGCGUAUUGAUGAAAAGAUGAGUUUAACAAAAAUUAAAUAAUAAUAUAACAAUAACGAGAUGAAAAUGAUGAACACAAAUUACAACAAUAGCAAUUAGAAACGUUACAAUUGAGUAAAAAAACGCAAAAACAUGAAAAGUAUUUAAAUAAAAGAAAAUUAUGUGAAAAAAAUUUAAA
Rhagoletis pomonella (apple maggot) is the source of this 1060-nucleotide messenger RNA. RefSeq names its product bacchus (gene Bacc). The transcript has 4 exons. The coding region runs from base 16 to 498 and encodes 160 amino acids. Lineage: Eukaryota; Metazoa; Arthropoda; Insecta; Diptera; Tephritidae. The record is from RefSeq and is a predicted model, not a curated record.